Notolabrus celidotus (New Zealand spotty) is the source of this 6431-nucleotide messenger RNA. It is a transcript of the gene smchd1, whose product is annotated as structural maintenance of chromosomes flexible hinge domain containing 1. Lineage: Eukaryota; Metazoa; Chordata; Actinopteri; Labriformes; Labridae. Gene Ontology annotation, molecular function: ATP binding; protein binding. Gene Ontology annotation, cellular component: chromosome. Bases 252 to 6221 code for a protein of 1989 amino acids. Gene Ontology annotation, biological process: chromosome organization; double-strand break repair. The transcript has 48 exons. The record is from RefSeq and is a predicted model, not a curated record.
AGACGUGAUCUUAUUUGUCCUGAAUGAGCUUCCGUAGAGGCAAAUGUGUGAAUCGAACCGAUGAGUAAACCUGGAGUAAAGUCAAAUACUCUACAAAUCCCAUACAGAGAAAACGCUUUAGAGGAAACACCCGCAACUCAGACUUCGUGAAGAUUCGAGUGUGGAAGUCUUUCAUGCAGGAGCAGUUUAUCUGAGGGGUUGAAUAUUGAGAUGUUACUGAGCGGGGAAAGUUCAACCUAAACUCAGAGAGGAUGUCACAUCCGAGGAGCCAGGACAAGCGGCUCUCUGGGUCCAUCCCGAGGGACGAAAGAGUCCGGAGACGGAUCUGUGUUUACGACCGUCGCUAUGAAAAGCAGGAGCAUCAAGAGGAGUGGAUGGAGACAGCUGGUCUGGACUACAACGACUUUCUUCGAGAACUGCACAAGAAAUUUUCAAUCUUUUCAGUUGAAAGAUAUGUUUUGACGACGACAGACCGAACCCUUCUGGAUUUUGACAAAUUUGAGAAGCUUCAGGAUCUCAGCACCCUCAAUUUGUUGCAGAGUGAGGACCAACCUCUCCAGGCAGCGACAGAGGAACUGAUCAGCUUUACGCCUCACUAUAAUACGUUGACUGAAAGUGGCAGGGACGAGUACUACUAUUGUGAGGGAAAGGUCCCCUUGACGUGUGCGUUUGCCGAGCUGAUUGACAACUCACUUACAGCCACGAAAGACAACGGAGAUGUUAGAACCAUAGAGAUACGAAUGUUGUUUGAUGAAUUGCUUGGAGAAAAUGCGAUCAUCAUUUUAGAUAACGGGUGUGGGAUGUCCUCUCUGAAGCUCAGGAACUGGGCGACGUACAGACUCAACAAGUUUGACAGGAAAGAAGCAAGUGAGCAAGAGGGCUACGUUCGUCCUCCCCAUGUCCGUCGAAGUCUCAACAGUGAUGUGUCAUACUUUGGAGUUGGAGGAAAAAAUGCCUCUUUCUUCAUCGGAGAAUCAAUCAGGAUGAUCACUAAGUCAAAAGACUCCCCAGAUGUUCACGAGCUGACCCUGUCAAAAAAAAGCUUUGAGAACAAAGAGAAGAAUCAAGAAGACGUUUUCAGGGAAUUCAUGAAAAACAGGAAGCCUGGUGAUGCCUCGCAUGUAGUUGAGCCCUUCCUCCGCGACCUUAUCCGAGAGGAAACCAGACUGAUGAAGGAAAGCUUCACAGCUGUGGUGAUCACGGAAGUCAAACCUGAGCAUGUAAUCUUUCUGAAGAAUAAAUUUGAAGUGGUGGCCCGACAGCUCGCUCAUAUAUAUCAUUAUUACAUCCAUGGAGUCAACGGAAACAUCCCCAGCAGCAGCAGCUCUUCAAACUCAAAAUCAGAUGAUCUCAGCAAAGUUGACAUUCUGCUCAGUGGUGUUGGUGUGUUUAGCAGGGAUCAAGGAACAGAACAAGUCACUUUACGAGAGAAGGCCCCCAGAUGUCCCCGCGAGAUACAUCUCAAGGAAGUUGAUGAUGACAUGCAGACCCUGUACUUAAACAGUGCCGCAGACACGUUUGAGUUCGAGGCCGUCAUUUCCGCUGACAGUUACCCCGUGGAGGGGAUCAUUCGAUAUCAUCCGUUCCUCUUUGACAGCGAAACUUACCCUCAAGACCCCGACAUUGUCCAAGCCUCUAAUACGGAUGAAGACGGCAUUAAUGAUGAGGAGUCUGGAGCCGUGGCAAGAGGCAAAAGAGCAAUAUUUGACUGCUACUGGAAUGGGCGGCUCAUACCGAACAACGGAGACUUUGAGUUCGAUUGGUGCACUAGGCAAAAAAGAUCCGAGCUGCCAGUCGAGUGUUACAAUCGGUUCUCUGGGGUGCUGUUCACGAGCAGCAACUUCAAAGUCAACACAAGCAAACUGUCCUUCGUGGACCUGGAGCUGAUUCUGAAAAAAAAGAAUGUUAUCUUCGACCGUGUUGUGAAUGGAAAGAGUAAAAGAAGCAUCAUUGAGAAGGACUUCACAAAUUGGCUUCGAGACUGUCACAAGAAGCACGACAAGCAAAUAAAGUUUAUGGACUAUAAGGAGACCAUAACAAGGACGGAUGUGCCCACCAAGAAACUGCAGCAUCCUUGGGAGACGUUUGGCUCCAUCGAAUGGCAUGGAAAAAUCUACAGCGCAGGCCAGCUUGUAAAGUCUCAGAAAACACAGCCCAUCGUGUAUGGCCGCAUACUUCGGUUCAUGCGGUACGGAGAAACAGAAAAAAAAAAUGGAUGUGUCUUCACUACAGGGGGUGAAGUUGAACUGGAUCUGGAACCAAAAGCACUUCACAACAAGAAGAAGACCAUCCCAAUUUCCAAGAUAGACAAGACAGUCACUGAUGAAUUCAUCAAGAUGUCCAUUGACAGUGACUCCAUCAAGCUUCCAGCGAAACUUCGUGUAAGCUGGCCUGAAAGUGAACCCUGGCCAGAGGAUGCUGUCCGCCCAGCUGGGACCCCGUUGGGGCCACUCAAAGUUGAAAUACUCAACAAGAAAGGAGAUCCUUCGCCCAAGAUGCCACCAUCAGCAGAACAUAAACAGGGGAGACCACUGGUCAUUGAGCUUAAAUUAGUUUACCACGGUCCUAGAGAAAAUCAAGUGGUCAUCUCUUACAUCGCUAAGCAUACAAAGUGGGAUUUCUGGUUCAAAUGCAUUGAAGAACUAACAAAGCUGGGGAAGUACACUCUGUUUCUGACCACCCAGAUACAAAACAACUCAUCCAAUUUUGGAGGAGAGGAGCUCCCAAGAUUCCAACUCAGUUUCAGUAUUAAAGAGGGAGCCGCCCAGAAAUUUAACAUUGGUACAGUGAGUCAUACCAUUAAAGUAGGAGUGCCCUUUGACAUUCCUCUGCACUUCAAAGAUGGUUAUGACCAUUCAGCUGCUCCACCUGAUCUCAAGCCUGUUCUCAAAUGCAGUGGGCUGGACCUGAGUUAUGAGACAGUGAACACUACUGGGUCUGUGUUCACCAUCAGAGGCGUCACAGUGAGAGGAAAGGUUCAGAAUUACCAACAAUCAAAGUCAUACGACCUGAAAGUGACGCUGCCUGGCCUUAAAGAUCACACACAGAGUUUCACUAUCAGUCUUCUUCCUGGCAAUCCACACUUCCUGCACAUAAUACCAGAAGACGACCCAAUCACAGUGGAGAAUGGACAGCCUGUCAGAUUUGAUGUUGAAGUUCACGAUGAGGCAGGAAACAUCACUGCUAACCCGAAACAGAUAGUUCAGUGUGAGGUUGACGGGCUUCCACUGGCAGAAGUUAACUGCAGCAGCACAGGAGCAGGGCAGAUUGUGACCAAGCCCAUAAACCUGAAAAUAACCAGCAAUGAACCACAGAUACUCAAAGCUCAGUUUGAGCUGUCUAAUAAGAAGAACUUUGUGGCGUUGGUGAGGAACGUGAAGGUGGUUCCCAGCAGAAGAGUCUUCAGGAUGGAGCUCCUUCAGGACGACAUGAAUCUGGUGCUGAAGAACAAAGAUAAGAUAGAGUGGCUUGCUGGAGGCUCGUUGGAGAACCUGUUCUAUAAGCUGUAUGAUGAGGCAGAUAGAGAGGUACUUCUCUCUGAAGAAAUAGCCGCAAGGAUCAAGGUUACCUGGAAAGGAGAGGUAAACCUGGAGGAUUUGAUCCAGGGGAAGCUGCCUGAUUUAAAGGUGCCCACUAAAGCGCAUGGAGCGCAAUACUACCAGGUGUCCUACCAAGACCAGAGUGUGUCUGUGUCCUUUGAGAUCAUGCCUCACCCAGAUGGACCAGCAAAGCUGAAAGUGACUAUCCCCCAAAACACAGUAAGGCUUGGUGAAGCCCUGCCUGAAAACAUCAUCUUGGAGCUUGUGGAUCAGUACAAUAAUCCUACAGCAGCACUAAACCCCACCUGUGUGAAAGACAUGACAGUGGAAGCAGAGGGCCUGGACAAAUCGGCCCUCGAGUUUACAUGGCAGGAGGACAGCAGUACUGUUUCGGUUUCCGGGGUGCAGUUUCAGAGCGGGACUCCUGGCUCCAGAGAGCUUUGCUUCACCUACAAGAACUUUGAGGAGCGAGUCCUGGUGAAAGUGACGCCUGGAAUCCCUGCAGAGCUGAAAUUCGUCAGUAAGCCUGAAAUGCCUUUGCAGGUUUUCAGUGAGCAUGGCAUCGCUACACCAUUCAUCGUCCAACUGUAUGACAAAUGGGGAAACAUCUCUACUGACCAGAGGGUCAUAGUAGAACUGAAGACCUCACCCCCGAAUCUCAAGGUGUUGACACCUUUUACCUCACAGCCUGUGAACAUAGAAGGGAAAGCCCCUUUCACAAUAAAUAGUGUGAGCGGAACAAAGGGGUACUAUCAGCUGAUUUUUAAAGGUUCCUUCAAUGGGAACUCCAUCCCUGGUCCAUCAGUUGACAUCACUGUCAUCCCUGAUCCCGAAAAGCCUGUCAAGCUGGUGGUGGACUUUACUAAAUCUGCCAAGUUUCUUGCUGGGGGGAAAUUCCCAGUCUUCUCAGUGACCGUGAUGUCUGAAGAGGGAAACAGGAUCACAAAUUUCAGCCCCGGUGCUGUGUCCAUGUCGCUAUGGAGCGGGGCUCCGUCAGGAGGGAUACCUCCACAAUCGGCCGUUAAGCUCACGUGUAGCAAACCUUUGGAGACUGAUGAGACUGACUGUUAUUACUUCAGAGAUAAAGAAAUACCAGAACUCGCUGGAAUGUACACCAUUCAGUUUAUUCUACUUAUAGAAGUAGGAAAAGUCCUGCGCAGUGAUCAGAUAUCUAUAAAUGUGGAGGCAAAUCAGCCAGUCAUACUGAGGCCUGUCUCUGAGCCACCAAACCCAGUCGUUUCCUACUGUAGCCAAAUUUCUAACCGUACCUUGGUGGAGGAUAUGACUCUGAUGAUAAUGGAUUCACAUGGAAACCCAACGAGGCAGGACCUGAAUGGGAAGGUGCUCGUUUCUAUACAAAGCUCCAGUGAAGUCAGCCGCAACCUUCCUCUGUUUGAAGGCAGAACCAGCAGAUGUCAGAUAAACUUGGUGAAAGGAAAAGCCCACAUUGGUUUGCUGACUAUCAUGGAGAACAGCCCAGGUGAUAAUGGCUGCUCAUACGUCCUGCUCUUCAAACCUGACGUGUCCGGGGUUACCCUGGAACCAUUUGAGCUCCCCUUCCAUUUUUACAACGAUGUGGAGAACCAGCAGAGAAUUACCGAGCUGUCCAAGAAGAAAGCUGAGCUCAAUUCUGCUAUCGAUACGUUUAAAAAUGUCUUCAAAAUGUAUGACGAGCUCCUGUCUUUGCAGACUGGCAAAGUACAGGAUGCAGAAAAAAAAGAGUCCAUUAUGAGAACUGAGCUGAUCAGCAAAAAGCUGAUAGAACAACAAAAUGUCAACAUGCUACAUGUUGACCAACUUCUAAAAGAGAAGGAAGCCAAUGCUCAGCAGAUAUGGCAGGGGCCCAGAAGAGUCUGCAAACUCCGUGAUCCCUUCAAAGGGCAGCAGGAUGUUUUGGGGAUGGUCGGUCAUCUGGCCUAUGUGAGUGACGACUCUGCAGCGAGGGUCAUUUCCUGGCACAUCAGGGGUGACAUGGAUUGUGUCGUUACAAGAAACGGCACAACAGCAAAGAUGAUCUAUGACAGUACCAAUGGAAACCAGCAGGUCAUGUCCCUUACUAGUGUGCUCGUGCCGCCAGGCAACAGACCGCUCCCACACAUGAGAAGUGGUCACCCGCUCUUUGAUCCCCCUGGGAACCCAGUGCUUGCCAGAAGUCUCCUCCAAUACACCCAUGAGGACCGUGGCAGCUGUGAAAAAGUAUUUAAAAACGUCCUCGGAGAUACUAUUCUGAUUGAUGAUCUGACUUCUGGAAACUCGUACAGAGAGCAGUUGGUGGAGAGGCGGAUACCUUGUCCCACCAUCCUGACAAGGCAGGGAGAAAGGAUCGGCAGCAGGGGCAAGUUUGGAGGCGCACAAAACAGAGCACCCCAGAAUGUAUCACCUGUGUUUGGAGCCCGCCUUCCACAGCAAUUCAAUACUCUGAAGGAACAAAUAGAACUGCUCAAACAGUACAAGUCAUUGAUCCAGAAGAAGGAAGAGGCAAAAAAGGAAUUUGAAGAUCAGUUCAAUCUAAUGAACUCUCCUGAAACGCUGACUAAGAGACAGGAUAUGGACAAGAAAAUCAAAGAGCUUGCGGAGAUCGACAGACAGAUUGUGUCUUCACCUGUAAGACCAGUGAAACGGGGCCCUGAGCAGGCUGGAGAGCCAUCUGGCAUCAACACAAAGAGAGUGAAGCUAAACUGAUCGUUUGAGCACAAACCUCUGCAGUACAUUCAUUUAUUUGCAAUAUUCAAGUAUAUCAAAUAUUUGUUUUUCCUUUUUUUUAAUGAUGUAAAGAUGUUUUUCUUUUAUUUUUAACUCAUUGAUUUGUUUGUGGAUAAGUUGUGUGUAUGACAUGUUAAACCCGGCAGGAUAUCUGGAGUAAUUAAUUACAAGAAAAAACAUAUUUCUUAA